Molecule: messenger RNA, 1011 nt
Organism: Arxiozyma heterogenica
Lineage: Eukaryota; Fungi; Ascomycota; Saccharomycetes; Saccharomycetales; Saccharomycetaceae
Exons: 1
Coding region: 1-1011 (336 amino acids)
Source: RefSeq, a predicted model, not a curated record
AUGAACAAUAAUAUAACUGUUAAAAGGGAUUCAAGAUUAAAACCAUCUUACCUUAUUUUACAAGAAAGAGAGAUUUUUUGUUUUAUUAAAAAUGAACAGUACCACACUGCAAAGGGCUUGGCUGUAAUAGUUACAGAACCUAAUAAAACUGAGAUCAAUAAAAAACAAAUUAUAUUAUUAGUACAUGGGCAUCUAUCCCACAAAAAUGCAAUUUAUCAACCAUUACUAGCAAACGUGUUAAGUCUGCUAGGUUACUGGGUUAUAAGAUUUGAUUUUAGAGGUCAAGGUGACUCAGAAACAAAUGCUAAUCUACAAUUAGGAAGAACUGUAUCCCAAGAUAUCGAAGAUCUAGAGACAAUCAUAAAAAGUUUGAAUCCUUAUUUCUCUAAAGACUACAAGGAAUUGUUUGGAGAGGAUGAAAUGAGUAUUAAAAUGGUUAUAGCUCACUCAAGAGGAGUUCUGCCUAUAAUGAAAUAUUUUGGAUCAGUAAAAACGUCUGAAAGAGUUCCAUAUCUUGUUAAUUGUUGCGGAAGGUAUGCCUCUGAGGGUUUAUUAGAAAGAUAUACAAAAUUAUACCCUAAAUGGAAACAACAGAAAGGGUUUUGGGCGAAGACUUUUUAUCAUGGUGAAUACAUUAAUUAUUGGGUGCCAGAAGGUGAAGUACUAGAUGCUGGCCAAUUUUCGACAGAAUGUUUCAAACAUAUACAUAAAACAACAAAUGUUGUAAAUAUUUAUGGAACCUGUGACCAUGUUAUUCCAAAUGAUGAUGCAACAAAAUAUCAUAACACGUUCGGGAGUAGAUCAUUCCAAUUCUGGGUUCCUGGAUCCGAUCAUAACUUCUAUGGAUUGAUUGAUGAUAAGAACCCUUACAAUCUACCAACAAAAAGAGGAAGAACAAAUUAUUCAUAUUAUCUAGCCGCAUUAAUAUAUCUUGGUGUCCAAAAUGAUUCAUUUCAUGACAUAGAUGAGUUCCAGAUAAAAAGUGCAUUGGCAGAGUUACUAGCAUCCUGA